Dendrobium catenatum is the source of this 2460-nucleotide messenger RNA. RefSeq lists its product as uncharacterized. The record is from RefSeq and is a predicted model, not a curated record. The transcript is spliced from 4 exons. The coding region runs from base 66 to 2198 and encodes 710 amino acids. NCBI's taxonomy places the organism in Eukaryota, Viridiplantae, Streptophyta, Magnoliopsida, Asparagales, Orchidaceae.
ACUCGCGGAACUCACCAAAUUUCCGAAGCUCUUUCUCUCCUCCCUCCCCACGAAUCGACGCUGCAAUGGCUACCCUCACCGCCGGCGUGCUCCUCAAGCUCCUUCAAUCCAUGAACUCCGACUCAAAGCCCUUCGGCGAGCAUCGGUCUGCUGUUCUUCAAGUCACCGGCAUCGUCCCCGCUCCCUCCGACGAUCUCUGGUCUUCCCAUGGCUUUUACCUCCAACUCUCUGAUUCCCUCCACUCCACCUAUGUCUCCCUCUCCGAUCAGGAAGCUGAUGUCAUUGUCUCUAACCGCCCUCAGCUCGGCCAGCUCGUCCACCUUGAUCGCUUGCAUUUCGAUCUCCCUGUACCCCGUGCUUUGGGCCUCCGCCCGAUUUCCUCGUCUCGUCAACACCCAUUUAUUGGCUCGCCGGAACCCCUUAUCGCCCUUUCCACCCCUUCUCAUGCCCCAGGCUUCGUUAUCCAGCCAGCUUCUCCUUCUUCUGCCGCUGCCACAGUCAAGCCGCGCGCAGUCUUUGCUCCAAAAGAAAAUGUCCUUAACGCCGCGUCAAACAGCUUUUCGUCUGGUACCACUUCAUCUGUCUCCAAGCCCAAGCGCAGGUUUUCCUCCCCUGCUUCUCGGAAUCCAUCACCGGUUCCAGAAAAGCAAGGAAGCAGGGUUGGUUCUAGGGCGCCGUCGCCGGUGCCGUCCAAGUGCGAGGUGCCGAGCCUGGUAGCGGCGAGGGAGGAGAAUAGGAAAGUUGCGAGGGAGCCCGCGAUUGUAGUGCCUUCGAGGUACCGGCAGCCUUCGCCGGUUGGGAGGAAGACGGCGGUGGCGUCGCCAAUUGGAAGGAAAGCCGUGGCGUCGCCAGGUGGGCGGAGGUUGUCGGGAGGGAUGAAGUUCUCGCCUGCGACUGGGGAUGGUGGGGGCAAGAGGAAGGUAGGGAUAGUGGUGGCCGGGAUCACCAAGGUUUCUGAUGCACUUAUGAUGUCUGGGAGAUCGGUGAGGAAGAGCUGGGAUGAUAAUUCGUCGAGUUCGGAGAAUAGUUCUGCUGAAAAUAAGGGAAAUGCAGGUUCAAAGAGUAAAGUACGUGAACAAGCUCCAAUGAAAGCACAGGCUUGUGAUGCUACCAAGGAUAAAUCCCAUAAUGAGGAAGAAUCAAUGGAGGUGAAGCGAAGAACAAGCAAGAAGAUUGUUGGUUCAGUAAUGGAGAAUGCUAAUCCCACGGCACCGAAGUGUGCAUUCUAUGAUCGAAAAUGGACAGAUGGAAGCAUUCCGUUGGAUGGUGUCUCUCAGAACCUUGAGAGACUUGGAAAGGAGGCUUUUGAAAGGAGAAAUACUGCUUCCAUUGCUGCAGCUGAGGCUUUAGAAGAGGCUUUGGCUACAGAAUCGAUUAUUAGGAGUCUAAGUAUGUUCUCUGAACUCUGCUUGGCAUCAAAGAAGGGAAAUCUUCUACGAACAAUCAACACUUUCUUAUCCAUCUAUGAUGAUGUUAUGAAGGAGACUUCAAUAGUUGCAUCUCUUGUUGCUAGCCGCACAUGUAAUUUUCCCGUUGAUUCGCUUUCCAUCAAUCGAGCCAAAUCAACUUCCAUCUGGGUUGAAGCAGCACUGACAACAGACCUUGGAGUUCUGAAUUUGAUAAACUACACCAUUGAUAGCCACACAAAGCAAAAAGACUCCGAAAAAAUAGCAAUUCCAUGUGGAGAUUAUCCAAAAUCAAACAUAUCUAAAAGGAUUUCUGUUGGAACAAAUGCUAAAAGUCAAACAAAAGUAUCAGCUACUUGUUCUGCUACUAACUUUUGGACUAGAGGACAAGAUGUUGUGCAAACACUGAACCUUGCAGAAGCACUUCAAAAUGAAAUGCAAAUUUGGUUUCUAAAGUUUGUUGAGGGAGCCAUAAGUGUCGGGUUUUUCAUAUUUGGUGAGCACAAAAAAGGUAAUGAAGAAGGUUUCUUGAAUGACAAUAGUAGAGUUGCUGCAGUUGUGUUUCACUUGAAGCGAGUUAGUGAUUGGAUAGAUGUGGUUUUAAGUAAAUCUGAAGAUGAAAUUCUAGUGGAAAAGAUUGAGCAUGUGAGGCAAAAGAUUUGCAAUUUUGUCAUGACCAAUAUGGGGUUGAUAAAGCCGACUCGAUCUACUUGGGAUGAGGCUAACAAUGAUGAUAUAAUGACCGACAUGGGAUCGGCAUUCCAUAAUGCAUUGUCAUUUGGCAAGUCAUGAUUGGCUAUGCUCAGUUUCAGAUCAUUAGUUGUUUUGUAAAGAUGGAGAAAUUAAGUGUUGUUGUUUGUCUUUCUGUUCCUUGAUAAGCUUCUGGUUUUAGUCUUUUGUUAAGCCUUGAAAUAAGUGGCAAGCCUAUAUCUUGUUAGUUGUAGUCUGCUAAAUGGCUAUUAUUGCUGUCAUAAGUUUAAAGCUUGUAAUAGAAGGAUAAGGAUAUUGGUUUAAUGAUUGUUUGGAGUUGCUUGGUUUGAUUUAUGAAGUAAAA